Diaporthe batatas is the source of this 1557-nucleotide messenger RNA. RefSeq lists its product as uncharacterized. The transcript has 5 exons. Lineage: Eukaryota; Fungi; Ascomycota; Sordariomycetes; Diaporthales; Diaporthaceae. The coding region runs from base 136 to 1311 and encodes 391 amino acids. The record is from RefSeq and is a predicted model, not a curated record.
GUCAAGCAGACGGCACGCCGUUGCAAGUUCUAAUAAUCCGCUCUUCCCCACAGUCUGACAUAUCUUUACAUUUUGACACAUCCGCAUUUGUUCUUUAGCGUCCAUGGCAGACGAAAAGUCAGGUUUCGCAUCGCAAUGCCAAGAUACUACGAAACCGCACCGCACGCCCUAGCCGCUGGAAUUGCCUUUCCCAUAAUAGGCAUUAUCGCUGUGGCUCUGAAAUUCAAAGUGCGCAGGAUACAAAAUCAGCCUUUGAAGGCCGAUGAUUGGACUCUGGUACCAGCCACGCUGUUCACAUUCGCGAUUGGCAUCGCCAUAUCGCAUGGUGCGACGCAUGAAGCAAUAGGAUGGCCACUCAAGGAGCGUCCUGAUACUACUGGUGAUACACCACCAGAAGCAACCUCCCAAGAGAGACUGGCGCGAACGGUGUGGUCUACUUCGAACUCUUCUCAGGCCUCUGCUAAUUCUCAAACUGUCCAGAUCCAAUAUAUUUUCCUCAUAUUGUAUCCUCUGGCCCUCGGCUCGACAAAACUCUCGCUGCUUUUCCUUUACAAGCGAAUUUUCUCAAUCAGUAGGAGAACGCGUCUUGUGAUUUUGGCUACCAUCGGGGUUGUUGCUGGGUGGAUGAUCUCGAUAUUCUUCGCGGAGCUGUUUCAAUGCAACACGAGAUUUUGGGCCAACUGGGGCUCGUCUUAUGAUCUCAGGACCCAAUGCAACAGGACCACAAUGAUCGUAUUUGCUGUCGCUCUGACGGACUCGCUCCUCGAUCUGACGAUCCUGAGCAUGCCUAUCCCUAUGAUAUUACAAUUAAGGCUGUCGACUGGUCGGAAAGUCGGGGUGCUCUCAAUUUUCCUUCUAGGAGUCGUGACGGUCACGGCGUCCAUUGUCCGCCUCGCCCUGAUUAUCCCGCUUGUAUUCACUCUCUACGAGGCAGACGUCAAUCACAGAUUUGUUAGCAUCACAACCUCUGUUUACUGGGGAAUGGUCGAGGCAGGCAUCGGGAUACUCGUCGCCUGCCUUCCCACACUCCAGUUCAUGCUUCGGAAAAAUAGGUGGAGGGCAAUCAUAGGGCAACCCGUCAGCGCGCAGCAAGCCAGCACAGGCAACUCGAUCCCGCACUCCUUCAAAUUGAAGUUGGGAAGCAAUCCCGAGAUUCAGGUGGACCGCACGUUCGAUGUCACAUACGACAACAUGGACACAAAUCCUAUUUUAUCGCAGGCUCCGAACGUGACUCAAAAUAACAGGACAAGUGAAGGUGGGACGGAUGACAUCGAAAUGCAGGGCUUCCAAUUCAAAGGACACUCACGCUGAUGGGGAGUCAUUUAAAAAGUGGCAUUGUUCGGAGCUGGUCUCCUUAGACAGCCGCAGAGAUCACCCCUGAGGAAGCCGUUCCAGCAUGUGAUGGUCGGAGAUGUAUAAAAGCGUAGGUCAGUUUGAGUAUAAUGAACACUGUGGAAGAUGAGAUCCUGUGUCAAGAUGUAUUUCAGCGGUCCUGUUGUAUCUUUAUGUGUGUUUAACAGAGGUCUUGGUACAACGAAGUGGACGUACAUAUCCGUA